Andrographis paniculata is the source of this 1528-nucleotide messenger RNA. Its product is annotated as zinc finger protein CONSTANS-LIKE 16-like. The record is from RefSeq and is a predicted model, not a curated record. The transcript has 2 exons. Bases 90 to 1256 code for a protein of 388 amino acids. Gene Ontology annotation, biological process: regulation of DNA-templated transcription. Gene Ontology annotation, cellular component: nucleus. Gene Ontology annotation, molecular function: protein binding; zinc ion binding. Lineage: Eukaryota; Viridiplantae; Streptophyta; Magnoliopsida; Lamiales; Acanthaceae.
AACAAAAAAGGCAGAACCAGAACCCUGCUCUCGCAUACUACACUAAACUAUACUGCGAUAACUGCAGAUCCAAAUCCAAAUCCAAAUCCAUGGUUUCCGACAAGAACCUUAGCAACGCCGUCGGCGGGAAAUCGGCCAGAGCUUGCGACAACUGUGUAAAGAGAAGAGCCCGCUGGUACUGCGCCGCCGACGAUGCUUUUUUGUGCCAAUCGUGUGAUUCUUCUGUCCACUCCGCCAAUCUGUUAGCUCGCCGGCACCACCGUGUCCGUAUCAAGACGACGGCGGCGACGGAGACGGCGACGGCGAGAUCUUCUUUUACUUCUUCUAACGACGAAUCGAAAAUUAGGCUGCAGGUUUCAGUGCCUUCCUGGGACAAGGGUUUCACCAGAAAAGCACGAACUCCGAGGAAGAAGAAGAAGAAGAGCUGUCGUGGCAGUAACAAUGGCGAAUUCGAUUCGAGGAUUGUCGAUUGUUGUCGGCUUCCGGUGGUGCCUGAAAUUGGGGGAGAAUUCGAUUUGGAAGAGGAUCAGGUGUUUCUUAAUUUUAGGGUUCCUGUGUUGGAUUCGGGAAACGACGGCGUAUUGGGAGAUGGCAAAACGGCGUCGUGUGGUGAUGAGGAGGAGACGAAUCUCUUACAGAGGCUAAUUCUGGAUGCCGAGGAAUAUUCUUCGGCCGAUGUGGAGAGCUUGCUGUCGAGAGGUCUUACAGAUGAACUCCCCGAGGCUGUAAUGGAAGGGAUCGGGAUUCGAAUCGACUGCGAAAACGACGAUGAUGAUCGGGUGAAAAUUGAAAAAGAAAUUGGGGAUUAUAAUUAUCAGGAUAAUGAUAAUGUGAAGGUCGCCAUUAGAAGGGAAUCUGCUGAGCUUCGGAAUUUGGACAGUAUUACUAAUAAUGAUUCUACUACAACUACAGUAUCCUGCGAAGAAAAUAAUAAUAAUAAUAAUAACAAUAAUAAUAAUAAUAAUAAUAAUAAUAAUAAUAAUAAUGGUUUGGGGAAAAUGUUCCUGAAGCUCGACUACGACGCCGUCGUUUCCGCCUGGGACCGCCGCCGAUCGGAGCUGAAUGCCGGUGGCUGCUGUCAUGAUAUUUCGCCGGAAAUGGCGGCGGGCGGCGGCGGAGGAAGGGAGGCUCGGGUGUGGAGGUACAGGGAGAAGCGGCGGAGGAGGUUGUUUGCGAAGAAAAUAAGGUACGAGGUGCGAAAAUUGAAUGCGGAUAAGAGGCCGAGGAUGAAAGGCAGAUUCGUCAAGAAGAGUUAAUUAAUUAAUUUUAGUAUUCUGCUAACUGCUAUAUAUGGAUACUGGACUAUUAAUUACUUAACUGAUGUGACUGUGUGGAAGUAAUAUAAAAAUAAUAAAUAUAUAAUAUAUUAAUUUUUUAAAAAAUAUAUAUAUAUAUAAAAUUAUGGAAGAACAUAGUAUGUAUAUAUAUAUAUAUAUAUAUACAUUGCUUUGAAUAAUAUGUUGUCACCUGAUUUAUCUGAAGUAGCGUUAUAACGGUUGCUAUUGUUAGAAUUUAAUCGAUAGACUUA